AUGAGUCCAUACGCCUUGGCUCACGCCAAUCCUCAAGGACCUGGCGAUGCUCGGCCAACAGCCCUUCAAAUCAUUCAAUCACAGAAUCUCGAAGGCAGCCUUUCUGGAAAAGUUAUAGUUAUAACGGGCACAUCCUCGGGCCUUGGUGUUGAGACUGCACGAGCACUAUCCAAAACUGGCGCCACUCUCUUCCUCACAGCUCGCGACCUUGAAAAGGCCCGGCAUGCUCUCUGCGAUCUUCCGGACAGUCCAGGAGGGCAUGUCGAAUUCAUAAAAAUGGAAAAUAGCUCUCUUGCCAGUGUCCGAGCAGCAGCGUCUAACAUUCUAACGCAAUCAAACCAUCAAAUCAACAUCCUCAUCAACAACGCGGGUGUCAUGGCCAUACCCUCUCUCCAGCUCACUGCAGACGGCUACGAAAUGCAAUUCCAAAUCAACCACCUUUCUCACUUCCUUCUGUUUCAGCUUCUCAGGCCAGCGUUGUUGUCCAGCACCACCCCUGCGAUGCGCUCCCGAGUUGUCAAUGUCUCGUCUUCAGCCCACCGUAUGCCGACCGGCCCAUUCAAUUACUCGUUCAGAGAGGGUGGUUAUAAUCCCUGGGCUGCGUACGCGCAGUCAAAGACUGCAAACAUCUAUAUGGCUAACGAGAUCGACCGGCGAUACGGGAAUAUGGGUCUCCAUGCCACGAGUUUGCACCCGGGAGGUAUUGACACUUCUCUGGCAAGACAUAUAGAUCCCCAAGUGGUUGCGGCUUUCAAAGCAGAUGAAGCGUCGACGAAAAAAUUGAAAAGUCCACAACAAGGCGCAGCAACGACUGUGGUCGCUGCUGUAGGAAGAGAGUGGGAGGACAAGGGUGGAAGGUAUCUUGAAAAUUGUGAGGAAGCGCCAGAGGGCAAGGGUGAUGGCGACAUUGCUGGAGUAGGAUAUAUCUCGCAUACUUACGAUCCUGAGAGGGAAGCAAAACUUUGGAAGGACUCGAUGGAGAUGGUUGGAUUGAAGGACGAACUUUAA
This is a messenger RNA of Hyaloscypha bicolor E, 1008 nucleotides long. Its product is annotated as NAD(P)-binding protein. The record is from RefSeq and is a predicted model, not a curated record. Lineage: Eukaryota; Fungi; Ascomycota; Leotiomycetes; Helotiales; Hyaloscyphaceae. The transcript has a single exon. The coding region runs from base 1 to 1008 and encodes 335 amino acids.